AUGAUGGCGUUGAGCGGAAGCCGACGAUUGGCCCUGCCGUACCGCACACUUCGGCGGGGCGCGCUGCAGUUGACGUGUCUCUCGAACGCCUCGCGCUUGCGUGGAGACUGCCCUCAUUCUGCUCAAAGUCAGCCGUGUAAACAAAAUGGACAUGCGAAACGCCAGGAAGUCAAUGCGGUGGAGGAUAAUGAAGACGAGGAGUGGAAAAAUGUCGACAUCGACAUGGAGCUCGACCCAGUCGACAUAAAGAAGCUGGCGCUACCACUGCACGCCAUGGAGACAAUUCCACCGGACAUCAUCUCCAACAUUCUGGCGAAGGAUAAGACGAUUGUGUUCUCACCCACGCGGAAGCGAAUGGACGUCUGCCGUCGCCUUCGGCGAAUGAAAUACCGCUGCAGCGUUCAGCCGCUGGGAAAAGUUCUUCACUUCCGUUUCUUUUCGCUGGAAGGGCCUGUGAACGGUAGAGGGGCCGCAAAGGACAUUACGCCAGAGUGUCUUCAGCGGAUCAAAGCAGUACUGCGGACAUACACGCGGUUCAUCGUGACGGACGAUCAGUGGCCACUGGAGUUGUCGUUGGAAGUGACGCCACUCAUGCAGCAGCAGGAGCCGCAUCUGCAGUCAGAGCUGGAGGUGGCAGAGAAACUGAGUUGUGUCCUGUCGAAGGAGCUUUGCGUCGGGGCUUGGUGUGGCAUAUCCUCCACACCCAUUCUCGCCAAAAUGGCGUGUGACGCGGGCCAGAGGGAACACACUCUGAAAUCUAAAGAUUUCUUGACAGGCGGCAUCGUGUACAUCAACCAGUACAGCCUUCCAACUCAUGAGUCGCUUGAAAAAUUUAUGGCAGAUUUGCCAGUAAGCGCUAUUCCUGUUGUGGGUGCAGCACAGGUGAAGCUGCUGAAGGACGUGUACGGCAUUACAAAGUGCGGUGAGAUCGCUGAACAGGAAGAGCGCUUGGGCUACAGCCUGUGUCCUGCAACGACAGAGUACUUUCUCUCUAUUGCCUAUGGCACGAUGCGGCUACGGGGGGAGAUUGCUACAACGUUGCUGCGGAAGGCCUCGCGGUGCAAGACGGCUCAAAUCCGCCGCGAGUCUCAGUACGGUCGCGUCGUCCCAGAGGAGCAGUUCAUUGGCACUGUCAUGACAAUCUUCGAUACGGUUUACAAGGAUCUUAUCAUGCACGACUUUGUGUGUGGCCGUGUCUCACUAGAGACGCGGCGCACAGUCCCGCGUGUGUUCUGGGUCACAGAGGAGUAUGAGGACUUAGGCACGCGCACCAACGACCGUGACCUCCUACGCGAGGUGGUGCUGCGCCUCGCGAAGCAGUUCGCCCCGCGGCGCACGAAGGAGCUGCUGGAUGUGUACAGCAUCUGUGUUCACUUCGCAGACAUACGCUCGUGGACGGAAGAGCACGAGGGCGCUGACGUCGGCAGCAUGUGCGGUAGAGGUAGAGGGCGGGGUCGCCGCAAGCUUGAGACUCCUGCGAGCCCGGAAGAGAAGAAGAGACGAAUGUACGCUCGCAGUCCCCAGGCACGAAAGAAGACGGAGGCAAAUGAGCCACGUGGUAUCAUGGUUGUGAUGUAG
Molecule: messenger RNA, 1578 nt
Organism: Trypanosoma grayi
Lineage: Eukaryota; Euglenozoa; Kinetoplastea; Trypanosomatida; Trypanosomatidae
Exons: 1
Coding region: 1-1578 (525 amino acids)
Biological process (GO): error-prone translesion synthesis
Cellular component (GO): nucleus
Molecular function (GO): DNA-directed DNA polymerase activity
Source: RefSeq, a predicted model, not a curated record